Messenger RNA from Mesocestoides corti, 1179 nucleotides. NCBI's taxonomy places the organism in Eukaryota, Metazoa, Platyhelminthes, Cestoda, Cyclophyllidea, Mesocestoididae. The record is from the annotation of a GenBank genome assembly.
AUGGAAGUUUUUGUGGUUGGGAUAUGGCGCCGGAAUAUUCUCCUCCUCACCACCCUUGCCGCCGCCGCGGCCACCACCACCUCCCCCUCCUCCUCCUCCUCCUCAUGCCCCUACAAUCACCACUUCAAACACGAUCACGUUCCGGACUCGAGAACAGUGGAAGCUAAUGAGCCGCCCAAGACAGACGACCCCAAACAUGCUCCUCCUCCUCCUCCACCUUCCAUGAAGACCAACAUUGAUUUUGGUAUUCUGCCCUCCAGGACAACACCCCUAGGUCGUAAGUCGACUCACGCAUCCACUGAGUUGGUGCUCAAUAACGAGGCAUGCGUCGGAGCUGCUGCCUGCCCACGACACUACUGUGUGGCCGACGUCGCGCGGAAAUCGCUGCCUCCUCCGACUCACCCUCGCCACCAUUCGCCUCAGCUUCCUUCGCCACCACCUGCCGUUCUCCUCAAAUCCAGCACUGUCGAUGCGAGCGAAUUGCGAGACGCCUCGGCGCCGACCCAUAUCAUCGCCUCCUUCGACUGUCCACCUCCGCAACGAUUCAUUGAGGUCGCCAAACCCCCAGCCUCAAGGUCGCACACCCAGGCUAUCCCCCUCAACGAAAAUCCACUUUGCGUGUCUGCCAGUCACCCACAGAUGGAAAUUUUGACCACUCAACAUCGUAAGCUUGCGGCAUGGAAAACGUGGCUGACACGAGUUGGCUUGUUCCUUGCGGUGGCGCUGGUGGUUAUUUGCUUCAUCUACCAGAUCUGUGCGUGGGGCAGCAGAUGGCACAAACGUCGAUCUGUCUACCUGCUCAAGCGGACACCCAUCACCGCCACCACCAGCACACAGACACACCUCUCCCUAGUGGAUCCGGACAUCGUCAAUGUGACCAUCUGCAACGCCAACCCCUUUCGUGGAUCGGCAAUUUUCGAGUUGCCAAGUGGCAGCUACCUCUACGAUGCACUCACCGGGGUUCGAACCGGAACAAUGCGAGUGCCACAGUUCGCCAAGGAACUCAGCAAACAAAGCAUUGCAACUCUGCUAACCAUCUCGCAUCAUCUCCCCGACAUGCUCAGAAGGUUGGUCCUAUACUACUUAAAUCCCAGCUCUCCUUCAGUAGUCAUGCUUUAUCAUCUUGGAGUUGGUCAAUCAAAAUGUCAACCUACGUUACUAGACUGCUUUUUCACCUGA